Molecule: messenger RNA, 2741 nt
Organism: Ectocarpus sp. CCAP 1310/34
Lineage: Eukaryota; Phaeophyceae; Ectocarpales; Ectocarpaceae
Source: the annotation of a GenBank genome assembly
AUGCAUGCUUCAUACAACCAGGGCACCAAGUACUGCAAGAGGAAACCUCGCAAGAUUCCCAAGACAUCUUCCUCCUCCUCUUCCACGUCCACUUGCACGUCCAGCACGCCAAGAGUCACUGCGUCGAAACCGCCGUCGCCGUCGCCGUCUUCGUCGUCUUUGUCUUCGUCCUCUCGGACAACGGGAGGCGGCGCAUUCGCGGCCGCCUGCGCGGCCAGCGGGUCCUCAGGAGGGUCGUCGGCGGCCGCCGCCGCUCCCCGAUCAUCCUUGCCGCCUUUUGGGGGUGGCGGUGGAGCCGGUGGGGGUACCGGCAAGAGGGGCAUGAUCCAGGCCCUGCAGUCGGAGUCGAAGUUGGCCGCGUCCUUCUCGAAGAAGAUGAAGCGCGAGGGCGGUGCCGCCGCUGGACGGGUCAGGCGGACACCGCCGCCGCCGCCGCCGCCUCUCGGCGGUGGCGGCGGAGGCGUUACUUCUGCCCGCCCCGGGGGUAUGGCGUUGCCGGGGGGAGGGACCCUGUUGCCGCCCCAGCACGAGACCCGGGUCAUCGAAGACGAGAGGCCGUCUCCGUCAGCAGUUGGCGGUGGUGUUGCAAGCAGCGGCUACGACGGCAGCGACAGGUCGGGCUUGAGCGGCACUGACGCCAGCAGCGGAGACGACCCCUGCCUCGGCAGCUCCACCGUCACCAUCGACGGCUUCGGCAGCCACCGCAGCAGUCUCGGGGACGGCUUCGGCUUCAACGGCGGUGAUCGGAGAUUCGGCCUGGACGUCGCCGCCGCCGAUCCGACCUCCAACGGCGGGAGCGGGCUCCCGUUUUACUUCGCGCCGUUGGAGAGCGGCGGCGGCGGCGGCGGCAGAGAGAGGGCAGUUGCCGUUGACGGCCCCGGAGGCGGUAACGCGGAGGCCGAGCAGGUGGCGGCGGUGAGCAUGAUGGCGGCGCGCACGAGCUUGGAGGAGGCCUUGUACGGGGCAUGUUACAGGCGGGCGAGCUUUGAAGGGUUGGCUCCUGCUGCUGUUGCUGCUCCCUCGACCUUGGCCCAUUCGCACCACCAGUACCAGCCGCUCCAGUACCAGCACCCGUCAUCCUCCGAGGGCUUGGCUUGGAACCAGCUCUUGCAACAAGCCGACGCGACCGGCCAGUGGGGGGUACACACGGCCGCCGCCGCCGCCGCCGCGGAAGGGACCGACCAGCCAACCGGGGACAGUAGGGUGUUGUCGACAUCGUUGCACCUAUCAGGUGGGUUUGGCGGCGGUGGGGAGGCGAGAGCGGCGCCCGCUAGGCAGCAGCAGCGGCAGCAAAGUUUCUUCGCCAUGCCUCACGACCACGACCGCUUCGCGUUGGAUGGCGGGGUCGGGCUGGGCGCGUUGACAACGCUCAAGGACCUCCUAUUCGACAACAACCGGUGGUCCCACCAGCCGCCACCGUCGCUGAACGAGCUGCCGAUGAUGGAGUCCACCUCGUAAGGGAAAACCACGGCCCCGAUUUGUGUCAGAGUUCGGUGCCCCUAAUCGAUGGCGUGUACAAAUGGUUGUUAUGCGUCAGUGUAUGCAGGCACGCUUUGCUUCGAGCGUACAGACGUGGGGCGUUGGACGAGGCGGCGGGUUAUUGGACUGCUGCUGCUGCUGCUGUGUCUGUCGUCGUUCCUUGAGCUUUUGUUAGUUUUGUUGAUUUUUCGUUGCCCUUGCGUGAGGCGUUGAGACGGAAGUGGGGGGAGGGGGGAUAUGGCCUGACCGACCUGACUCCCUUGUAACAACAGGGGCAUGGAGGUUUAUGUGUUGUUUUUUUAUGGUGGUACUGGCAGCACGUACGUGAGUCAUUUUUUGUCAACUCUUUACUAUUUUCCCAUCCUCUUGUAGGAUGAGUGAUGUGCUUGAUAUGGCCAAGACCAAUUAAAUAGCGCGCGCCCGCGUGCAAGCACACACGAGGGAGGAACAUGUUUAGAAGUAUGAAACAUAGCGCCGGGUUGUGUGUGGGGCAAGUAACUACUCCAUGGCAAGUCAUCCAUCUAUCUGGAUCAAGUCGUUGAAUGUAUGUCGUGGAGCACACUUGUUGGAUCCAUUUUUUCGAGUGUUUCAGGCAAGGGCGGUGAAAAGGGAGAGGCUUGGCGACGUUUUGGCUCAGAUCUCAUGGCAGUAAAAGCACGAGAAGAGUUCGCACCCAUGCGUCGGUUGGCUCGUUGGUUUCAGUUCGGAUUUUUUUUUCUCGUGGUAGAUAUUAUAGGUGCCCGGAGAGUAAGAAGGGCUUAGAGAGGUAUUUCGUCAUGCAUGUGUCAUUACGGUGGUUUGCGGAUAAAUUUGUUGUGGCGUUUCCGACGGUCGGCCGGAAAGGAAAGAAAGUGUUCAGAAAAUUUUCUUGGGGGAAACGAACAAAAAAUUCUUACGGGAAAGAAAGGGAGGCAGUUUUGGGGUUGGCAAGGUGAACUCCUGUUGUUGCGAAGGGGUGGGUGGGUGGGUGGGGGGCAACACUCAGGGUCACCGAGGUGUUCAAAUCUUGUCGUGAAGGGGUGCGGGGGGGAGUGGGGAGCAGGUAAUAGAAACACUGCCAAUUUGGAGAGAAAGGAAAUGGAAAAACGUGCGAAUUUUCAUGUUGGUUGUCAAAAGAAAAGCGUCAGGGCGGAGCCGUGUGUUCGUCUGUGUUCGUACUAGGAGAAUGAACUAAGGAGAAUGAAGAGCGUCAAAGACUUGCGGAGGGGGAGGCGUGUGAGAUGCCAAGUCCAUUUUUCAACUGCUGCUGCUGCUGUUGCUGC